Messenger RNA from Symbiodinium natans, 570 nucleotides. The record is from the annotation of a GenBank genome assembly. NCBI's taxonomy places the organism in Eukaryota, Dinophyceae, Suessiales, Symbiodiniaceae.
AUGGCACGUGUGUCCUCCUCGAGCGGUCGUGUGGCCAUCGCGGCACUUGCAGGCCUUUGCCUUUGGGCGGCUGGCACUGCGUUCGUCCCGUCUAGCGGAACCAAGGGGCUGCGGGGCUUGGAGGGCUCCUCGCACGCUGGCUAUGCUCCAUUCCCCGGCGCGCAGCAGAUUGCGGGAGAGGUCGAUGCGCCAAGCAGCCUGACUUCGGGCGUGCAGGCAGUGCUUCUGGCAGCGGUGGUUGGCUUGAUGGUGGGAGUGGCCCCAGUCCGUGCCGAAGAGGAAUCUGUGGAUCUGUCACAGAUCGGCACAGCGAGCAAGAACGCAGGCCUCAACACAUCCUCCCGCAAGGCCAAGCGAACGACCGCACUGAAGAAGGAGGCGAAGAAGGUGACGACCAGCACCGAUGAUUCCGGCAAGAAGAAGCGUGUGAUCAUCUCCCCUGCAGAUGAGCUGGACGAGGAUGAGCUGUCUCCGCUGCGGCCCAACCCUCCGCUGCUGAUUCUGAUCUUUGCCACCCCCGUGACCAUCUACCUGACCUUCUACAUUCUGGGAUCCCUCAAUAUCAUCUGA